This is a messenger RNA of Aplosporella prunicola CBS 121167, 1442 nucleotides long. RefSeq lists its product as uncharacterized. The record is from RefSeq and is a predicted model, not a curated record. The transcript has 2 exons. Bases 293 to 1219 code for a protein of 308 amino acids. NCBI's taxonomy places the organism in Eukaryota, Fungi, Ascomycota, Dothideomycetes, Botryosphaeriales, Aplosporellaceae.
UCUGCGUGGCUACCAAGGAGUGAUACCCGAAUCCUGGUCCAGAGCCUUUAGGAACAAGGAGAACCUGAAAAACACCAAAAAGCUUGCCUUCUACUUCGGCACGGAUGAGUCUCUGCCCCAACAAGCUGUUGAUUUCGUAGCCUACGCUAUUUCCCAAAUCCCGAAGGACCAGCUGUAGGAAUUACAUUGCACAUUCGGAAAAUUAUCAAGACACCCCGAGAAGCUUGUGACUAUCCUCAGGAAGGAACAGCGCAAUCUUUGCAACUUGUCGAUAUUCCUCAGUGACCCAGGCAUGACUCCUUACAUAAUCACGAUAAUAUCCUCUCCAUCGAACUACUUUAAGAAGGUCACCACCCUCGAGCUCGGAGGACAACCUAGGGAGUCAUUUGACAUCAGAAACCUUAACAAUUUUUUGCUCAAUGGAGUACCUUUGCCCGAGAGGUUGCACCUGUCAUGUAUCCGUCUUCCUUGGUUCCUUAUCAACAUAGUGCCGAGACUUAAGUUGUCCGAACUCACAUUCUACAAGACUGUCAUCAAACCGACGACACUGUCAAUGCUGAUCAACAUAUCAGCUUUGAAGGUCCUAAAGAUUUCGGAAUGUGGAAUUGAAACCAAGCGGCUGAUUACCUGUUUGACGUUGAGGGAUCCUACUACGCCGCUCACUUUAAAGACUCUGAUGGUAGAAGCAAGGAUUUUGUCGGAUGACGACAAUUUAGCCGAAGCUUUGGACCGUCUCCUGCUGAGUUUCGACACACUUGAGGAAUUAAAGAUAAAACUCAGGUGUUCUGAAAUCGUGGUAGACCUUCCACAGGUUGCGGGAAUUAAGAAUCAUUCGGCUCAGCUAAAGCGCUGUCUGGUCUCUGUCAUAAGGGAAGACACUCAGCACCCAGUGUACUUCACUCGGAACCAAAUCCAGGAAAUCGUUUUGCACUGCCAAAAGUUGACGCAAUUCGGGGUUGAUCUGCCAAAUAUCAACUACAUGGAUUUUCGCGGAGCAGACUACUGGAACAAUCCCGGAUGGUUAAGAUACCGAUCUUUUCUGGUAAGUAUUAAUGAUAACCGCAUACUUGACAUCGUUUUUGCUUUUGCUACUUGCUUUUGCUACUUUGGUUUACUUCACGCAGAAAACGAUAGCCCUCUUGCCACUCCUAGAGACACUCUGGAUUCUUACGGCACCCACCAAGUAUUCGCGUCAAGACAUCGACAUCCGCGGUACUAACACAGCCCCGGAAGCUUAUACUGGGCUGCGCGUCCAAGCCUACAAGGCUCAGAUUGAUGCAUCCGCUUCUGGUGGGGCAUUCGCAGACAACAUUGUCGAGCAAUGCGUGUACCACCUCGCCGCUAGGAUCUUUGCAGAGCUCCACGCCUCGGAUACUGUCGAAGUCAUUGCCAUUGGUAACUACCAUUUAUGGGAAGACGGCGAUAUACUUCUAAACUGCCCG